UUCGGUACAUCAUUUGCAUAUCCAGCUAAUGUUGGUUUAAUGAUGACAAGGAAAUAUCCUGUAAAUGUUGAAGUAGAAAAUCCCGAAGAAUUAAUCAGUACAUUGGAUAAUUUGAUUCAAAAUAUUUUAGUUGGUAUUGAUUCAUCACAUUUAUCAUCAUCAUCAUCGAAUAAUUUACAACAACAACUUUCCGAUAAAAAUACUGGACCAAAUAAACGUGGAAUUGAUUUGGGAUUAUCCAGAGGAUUUUCCGGUAGUCAAGCUGCUAAACAUAUGAUGGGUAUGUCUGCUGCAAGUUUUGCUAAUGGACCUGGACGACGACGACGUCGUUAAUCAUAUUCAUUCAUUCUAAUUCAUUCGGAUCACAUACCAACACAAACACACACCAUAGAAAAACUCAAAAUGUAGAAAUGAUUAUUGUCGGGAAUCAUCAUCACCACCGAAAUAAUAAUCAUCAGUAUUAUCAUCGUGGUCAUCAUCAUCAUCAUCGAAAUAAUGAAAUUAUCUUCUCUCUCUCUCUCUCUCUCUUGAUUGAUCUUUGCUGUCGUUGAUUUUAAACACCAUACACACACACCUAUCAAUCAUGGUUUUGCAUCCAAAA
Dermatophagoides pteronyssinus (European house dust mite) is the source of this 601-nucleotide messenger RNA. It is a transcript of the gene Dh31, whose product is annotated as diuretic hormone class 2. Gene Ontology annotation, biological process: body fluid secretion. Lineage: Eukaryota; Metazoa; Arthropoda; Arachnida; Sarcoptiformes; Pyroglyphidae. The record is from RefSeq and is a predicted model, not a curated record. Gene Ontology annotation, molecular function: G protein-coupled receptor binding; diuretic hormone activity.